Molecule: messenger RNA, 469 nt
Organism: Corticium candelabrum
Lineage: Eukaryota; Metazoa; Porifera; Homoscleromorpha; Homosclerophorida; Plakinidae
Product: GTP-binding protein 4-like
Exons: 5
Coding region: 38-469 (143 amino acids)
Biological process (GO): ribosomal large subunit biogenesis
Cellular component (GO): nucleolus
Molecular function (GO): GTPase activity; RNA binding
Source: RefSeq, a predicted model, not a curated record
CGUACACAAUUUUAUCCCACGUGUUUGCUGCUGGAAUAUGUCUCAUUACAAUUUCAAGAAAAUUACCGUCGUGCCUUCUGCUAAGGACUUCAUUGAUAUUAUUCUGUCGAAGACACAGAGAAAGACUCCCACAGUCAUCCACAGACACUACAAAAUUGGUCGUAUUCGUGAGUUUUACAUGAAGAAGAUCAAGUUCACUCAACAGAAUUUUCAUGACAAACUUACGCAGAUUUUAUCGGAUUUUCCUGUUCUGGAAGAUGUCCAUCCAUUCUACAGUGAUCUUAUGAAUGUCCUUUAUGACAGAGACCAUUACAAACUUGCUUUAGGACAGCUGAAGACAGCAGUACAUCUCAUUGAUAAUGUUGGCCGGGAUUAUGUUCGUCUGAUGAAGUAUGGAGACUCUCUGUAUCGAUGCAAACAGUUGAAGAUUGCAGCAUUGGGCAGUUUGAUACUAUUGCAUUAUCGUUGA